CUGUUUCAGGUACUUUCUACGGCUCAGCCAUGUUUGGGCGGAAAUAUUCCCGAUUUGGCGGUUCUUGAAGCAGUUUUGUAUCGUCCUCCUCCACCACCACCACCACCACUUCCUGCUCCACCUCCUGCUACUGGUCUCGGCCGAGGAGGAGUUAGGCAACCUUCUUCUUCCAGCAACGAGGAGGAGGAAUGUGGGGCAUCUCUAGACAUGGCUGCUAUGGAACCUAAAAUGGCAGAGGUGGCACCGACAGAACAGCAUGCUUUGAGCACAGAGUUUGUAAUAGCUAAACCAGCUGCUAUUCCCUCUGAUGGAGCGGAGCAUAAGGUAACCAUUGGAAUCGUUGACCUGUCUCCGCAAAUGGUUCAUCAAUGCGUGCCAUCGAAAAAUGCAAGCGCGUUCCUAACUGCACUGGCAGUGAACGACUCAAAACUUCCCUUUCUGCCUGGUGUGGCCACAGUAUACUUAAACAACAGCUUUGUGUCAAAGGUACGAACAAGUUUUACUUUGGAGGCAGUGUCCGAGCAAGUAUGGCAGGUUCUUUACAAGAGAGGCACAAGACAACUCGCUAGUCCGCAAAAAUGA
Messenger RNA from Cylicostephanus goldi, 582 nucleotides. Lineage: Eukaryota; Metazoa; Nematoda; Chromadorea; Rhabditida; Strongylidae. The record is from the annotation of a GenBank genome assembly.